Trichomonas vaginalis G3 is the source of this 873-nucleotide messenger RNA. Its product is annotated as protein of unknown function, DUF4106 family. The record is from RefSeq and is a predicted model, not a curated record. The transcript has a single exon. The annotation marks the transcript as partial. NCBI's taxonomy places the organism in Eukaryota, Parabasalia, Trichomonadida, Trichomonadidae.
AUGGAACAAGAUGUUAUAAAUUUGAAAAACCAUACUACUCAAUAUAAAGUACUGAAAGAUGAAGAAAUAAAACAAAAAGCCCUGAAGACAUAUAUGGAUAGCGAUGAGUAUAAAAAAGAAGUUGAAGCAAAUGUAAAGGCAGAAAAACUUUUACAGUUGCAAAACCAAACCGUACAGUAUGAAAACUUAGCACAAGAAAGUAAAAAUAACGACGCAGCCAUGCAAAAGGCAAUGAAAAGCGCAGAAUAUAUAAAAGCUAAUAAUGACUGGUUAGAUGCCCAAGCCAACGCCAAAGCAGCCCAACUUAUAGGGUCAAUAAGGACAAAAAUACAAGCGGAUGAAGACAGUUCAAAUGAAGCUUUAAUGAAUGCUGACUUUAAGAAUGCCUUCGAAGCUCUUCAUAGUAAGGUGAAACUAGUGAACGACUUCUCAUCUGGAAAGAAACUGAAGUCUCAAGGUUUCGACAAAGAGUUAAGAGAAGUAGCACAAAAUAUGACGAAAAUAACAGAUGCAGCAACGAGACAGGCAGUUCAAAGUGCCUAUGACGCCGUUAGAGCAACUGUUGUGGAAAGUCAAGAAAAAGAGUUACAACAGACCAAAACAGACCUAGUAAAUGCUUUCUUAAAAACGAAAAGUCAGGUAGGACAUUAUGCUGCAGAUGGAACAUAUGUGCCAGCUGGUGGAACUUAUAUACCACCAAACCCUCCAAGAGAAGCACCUGCACCAGGACUACCUAAAACAUUUACAUCGUCACAUGGACACAGACACAGGCAUGCACCAAAACCAACACAACAACCAACAGUUCAAAAUCCAGCACAACAACCAACACCACAACCAACAGUUCAAAACACUGCACCACAACCAACAGUUCAA